UGAAAGUAAGCGGACUGCGAGCUGACGUCCCCCUGCUUGACCUCUGUAGUAGCUAGUAAUCUGCACCAGUGGCCACCAUUUUGGACAUCUUGGCAGAGACAGCUAACAGAGUACAACCAUGUCUGAGGCCAGGGAGAAGCUGUACAAGGAGUAUGUGCGGAGGAAUAUGGCGCGCUUUGCAACCCAAGUGAAAGUCAUGACCAUCCUCCCUCACCUGCCCUUUCUAUCACAGUCUGACAGAGAGGCCAUAGAGGCAAAGCGGGAAACGACGGGCAACUACGGCGCCAUCCAGCUGCUACUAGAACGCCUGAAGCAGAGGGACAACUGGCCAGAGGAGUUCAUCAGUGGUCUGGAGAAGUGUGGACAGACCAAACUCGCCCAGGAGAUGAGAGAGAAGUACGAGUCCCUGAAACAAACCACAGCUGCCUCUGAUUCCGCUCCUGCUGCUCCCCCUGAACCCUCACCUGCUCCUGCUCCUGCUCCUCCUGCUGAUGCUCCGCCUCCUCCCGCUUCAGCCAGCACCCCCAAACUUCCCUCCCAACCCAAGACGGCUCCCAAGGCUGUCGCCGCCCCACCUGAAGAUGCCUCUAGCCAACCGCCUCUUGCCUCAAGCUCGCCUUCCAAAGCUACACCUCCACCCAGCAGCAGCACCUCCACCGAACCGCCUUCCACACAGAAGACACCUGCUGUUGCCCCGCCUGAAGAGGCCUCUAGCCAGCCGGCUCCACCUCCAAGCACUGAUGCUGAAGCUGGAUCGUCUCAGAGUACGGCAGUCACAGAAACAACGGCGGUUGUCCUUGCACCUGACAUUCCCGAUGGCACGGCAGCGGGUGCUCCCUCUGAAAAGAUGCCCGAGUCUUCCACUGAGGUUUUGGAUCAAAAGUCACCCACCAAAGAACCUGCUCCAGAGCCUCCACAGCCAGUGAAAGCAUCUUCACAAGAAACAAGUCAGGUCAGCACAGAGCAACCAUCUGGAGAGGACAAAGUGCAACUUCCACCAUCGGACAGCCAAACCACCACGACUUCUUCUCCAGGUCCAGCUGCCGCUCCAACUUCCACACCUGCCCCUCCCUCUGAUUCUGCCCCUGCUGCUGCCCCUAACUCUGAAGCUGCACCCACAACUGCCCCUCCCCCUGCUGCUUCUGCUGAACCCGCUCCUGCCCCAGAUUCCGCACCCAUAGCUUCCGCUCCAACACCCACACCUGCCCCUGCUUCUGCCCCUGAAGGUGAACCCACAGCUGUAUCCGAUCCUUCCCCUACUGCUGCUGGCCCCACUCCUGCUGCUGCUGCUGACCCUGCUCCUGCCACCGCUGCUGACCCCAGUCCUGCCCCCGAACCCACACCCACAGCUGCAGCUCCGACACCCACACCUGCCCUGACCUCUGAUUCUGCUCCGGUGCCUGCCACCGCACCCGCCACUGCCCCUGCUGAUGCUCUUGCUGAUGCUCCUGUCCCUGAAACUGCCUCUGCUGCCCCUGCUGCAGCUGAUGCUCCUGCUACUGCUGCUGUACCUGAAACCACACCCACACAUGCCCCUGAACUUGCCCCAGAACCUGCUCCUUCUUCCCCUGCCCCUGCUCCCGAACCUGCAACCACAGAUACAUCUGUAGCGGGACCUGCCCCUGCUGCUUCUCCUGCCCAUGAGAGCACACACACAGAUGCUGCUGAUACCCCUGCUGCUGCCGCACCCACACCUGUCCCUGAACCAGUGCCCACACCUUUCCCUGCUGCUGCCCCCGUCUCUGCUGCUGCCCCUGUCCCUGCUGCUGAUGCCUCUGAAACCGCACCCACAACUGCACUCAUACCUGCCCCUGCUGAUGCUGCUUCUGCCCCUGAACCAGAGCCUACACCUGCCCCUGCCCCUACCCUUGCUGCUGCCCCUGUCCCUGCACCCGAACCACUAACCACAAACACAGCUGCACCCACACCUGCACCAACACCUGCCCCUGCUCCAGCUGCUGCUCCUGCCCCUGAACCUGCACCCACAACCGUACCCGAACCCGCACCUGUUCCUGCUGCUGCUGCUGCUGCUGUCCCUGACCCUGAACUCACUACUGCCCCUGCUGAUGCUCCUGCUGCUCCUGAACCCGCACCCACGGCUGAUUCCACAGCUGCCCCCACCGCUCCUGCCGCUGAACCGGCACCUACACCUGUCCCUGCUGAUAGUCCUCCUGCCCCUGAACCCGCACCCACGGCUGAUUCCUCAGUUGCUCCUACCGCUCCUGCUGCUUCUGCCCCUGAACCCGCACCCGUGGCUGAUUCCACAGCUGCCCCUUCCGCUUCUGCCCCUGAACCCGCACCCACAACUGCUGAUGCUCCUCCUGCGGAUGCUCCUCCUACCUCGACCCCUGUGGUCGCUCUGAUACACCAGCCGCCUCCCUCUCUGGUGGACAGCGAGGAGGAGGAGUUCUCCAGCAAGCCUGGAGUUCUACAGAGUGUGGCUGAAGGAGGCAUCCCAGUCACAUCCCAGGAGGAGCCCAGCGCAGCCACAGAUAAUCAACCUACUGAGCUUCCCUUAGCGGCCUCAGAGGAUAUGGGGGUCAACACAGAGGCAGCUGAUUUGGCCUCUGAAGUGAAAGCUGAAUCUAAUCCUGCUGCUAGUAUUGCCUCUGAAGUUAACACUGAAUCUAAUCCUGCUGAUCUUGCCGGUGAAGGUAACACUGAAUCUAAUCCUGAUGAUCUUGCCUGUGAAGGUAACGUUGAAUCUAAUCCUGCUGACGUUGCUUCUGAAGUUAACACUGAAUCUAAUCCUACUGAUGAAGUCUCUGAGGUUAUCGCUGAGUUGCACACUGCUGAUGAAGCCUCUGAAGUUAAUGUUGCCUCUGAUUUGGUUUCCUCCACAGCCAACACUGACAUGAGCUGCAAAACUGUACUGCAGCCAGAUCCAGCUCAGAGUCAUACCCCCAGUCAAGAACCUGUAAGUGUGAAAGAGAAUGGCAGUCCGCCCCAUCAGCCGAACGGAGUACUGAAUGACCAAGCCCCCACUUCUCCUCACCACACUGUGAAGGAGGAGCCCCAUGAAUCUGUGUGCAGCAGUGCCCUCAGCUCCCAAGAGCUAAGCACGCAGGUGCAUGUAGCGGAGGUUCACGUUGAACCAACGAUGCAAAAUCAAGAUGACGAGGCGCAGGGCGUGACAGGAAACGCAGGCUCUAGUGAGACAGCCGCGAGUAACCACAGUGACGUUGCAACAAGCGAUACCAGUUUGACCGAGCAGCAGGCAGCUAGCAACCACCACAGCCUCGCAGCGAGCAUUGUGGGAAACGAAGUCCAUUUGAGCCCGACGAAAGAAGAAGCUUUGGGCACAGAAGACCCCAGCAGUCCAAAGACGGAGGUCGUUGUCGUAAGCCAAGAAGCAGCACAGGCCAAAGAGGAGCAACGAGAACAGAAGGGGGGAGGCGAGAAAGGGGGAGAGGAACAGGCUGUAUCACUCUUGGCAGGAGUCUUACCGGCGAUUCAGAACCAUCCUCUGGUUCCGGCAGCAGCUGCCGUAGGUGUCUGUGCACUGCUUUUCGCCUGGAAACUAAGGAAAUGAGUAUGAAGAGCUUGUAAAACUAAGGAGAUACACACUCCGCCCUUCUAAAUUAACAAUCCGCUGCAACCAGAGCAGGACUAAGUCAUAAGUAAAAAAGGGAAAAAAUAAUCUGGUGCCACACUGAUGUCUAUUUUUUGCUAUUUAU
This is a messenger RNA of Engraulis encrasicolus (European anchovy), 3677 nucleotides long. RefSeq names its product basic proline-rich protein-like. The record is from RefSeq and is a predicted model, not a curated record. The transcript has 6 exons. Lineage: Eukaryota; Metazoa; Chordata; Actinopteri; Clupeiformes; Engraulidae. The coding region runs from base 119 to 3532 and encodes 1137 amino acids.